Molecule: messenger RNA, 794 nt
Organism: Mesitornis unicolor (brown roatelo)
Lineage: Eukaryota; Metazoa; Chordata; Aves; Mesitornithiformes; Mesitornithidae
Product: synaptic vesicle glycoprotein 2A-like
Exons: 5
Source: RefSeq, a predicted model, not a curated record
GUCUGGAGCAACUUCCAGCAGUGCUUUGCGCCCGAGUACCGGCGCGUGACGCUGAUGAUGAUGGCCGUGUGGUUCACCAUGUCCUUCAGUUACUACGGGCUGACGGUGUGGUUCCCGGACAUGAUCAAGCACCUGCAGAACAUCGAGUACGCCUCGCGCACCAAGCUCUUCACCCGCGAGAAGGUCCGGCACUUCACCUUCAACUUCACCCUGGAGAACCAGAUCCACCAGGGCGGGGAGUACUUCAACGACAAGUUCAUCGGGCUGAAGAUGAAGUCGGUGAUAUUCGAGGACUCGCUCUUCGAGGAGUGCUACUUCGAGGACAUCACCUCCAGCAACACCUUCUUCAAGAACUGCACCUUCAUCUCCACCGUCUUCUACAACACAGGGGUGGGGGUGGCCCCACCAACCGUUUCCUCCGUGCCUGCAGAUCUCUUUGAGUACAAGUUCAUCAACAGCCGCGUGGUGAACAGCACCUUCCUGCACAACAAGGAGGGCUGCCAGCUGGACUUCAGUGACGACAACAACGCCUACAUGAUCUACUUCGUCAGCUUCCUGGGCACCCUGGCCGUGCUCCCCGGGAACAUCGUCUCGGCCCUGCUCAUGGACAAGAUCGGCCGCCUCCGCAUGCUGGCCGGCUCCAGCGUCAUGUCCUGCGUCAGCUGCUUCUUCCUCUCCUUUGGCAACAGCGAGUCGGCCAUGAUCGCGCUGCUGUGCCUCUUCGGCGGCGUCAGCAUCGCCUCCUGGAACGCCCUGGACGUGCUCACCGUGGAGCUCUACCCCUCCGACAAGAG